Messenger RNA from Stegastes partitus (bicolor damselfish), 2512 nucleotides. RefSeq names its product potassium voltage-gated channel, subfamily G, member 4a (gene kcng4a). NCBI's taxonomy places the organism in Eukaryota, Metazoa, Chordata, Actinopteri, Pomacentridae. The transcript has 3 exons. Gene Ontology annotation, biological process: potassium ion transmembrane transport; protein homooligomerization; action potential. The record is from RefSeq and is a predicted model, not a curated record. The coding region runs from base 1 to 1629 and encodes 542 amino acids. Gene Ontology annotation, molecular function: protein binding; delayed rectifier potassium channel activity. Gene Ontology annotation, cellular component: voltage-gated potassium channel complex; membrane.
AUGCCCAUCAUCAGCAACGCCAACCAUGACUUCAGCAAUCUGUCCGUCAGCGAUGACAGCAGUCUGGACCGCAUCUUCACCGAGAUCCCCGAGACUGAGACCAUCAAGGGUGUGUACUACCAGAGGGCUCAGUUCAUCCGUCGGCCAGAGGACCUGGUUUCCAUCGACCACGCCUUGCUGGCAGUGAUCAACGUCGGGGGAAACCGCUACACCUUCCCCUGGAGCACCCUGGAACAAUUCCCCCUCACACGUCUUGGCCGGCUCUGCGACUGCCGAUCGCCCGAGGACAUCGCCAGCGUCUGCGACGACUACGAUGAAGCCCGCAAGGAGUUCUUCUUUGACCGCUCGCCAUCCGCCUUCAGGGUCAUCCUCAACUUCCUGGCUGCGGGGAAGCUGCGGCUGCUGCGGGAGAUGUGCAUCCUCUCCCUGCACGACGAGCUGACCUACUGGGGCGUGGAGAUGGCCUACAUGGAGCGCUGCUGCAAGAGGAAGAUGUACACGCGCAUCGAGGAAGUACACGAGCAGGAGAGGCGCGAGGAGGAGCGCCGGCAGAGGAACGCCAUGCAGCGGGUGCCGGUGGAAGAGACACAGUGGCGGAAGGUGAUGAACUGGCUGAGAGAUAUGGUGGAGAAUCCGCAGUCGGGCUUACCGGGGAAGAUCUUCGCCUGCAUGUCGGUGAUCAUGGUCGCGGUGACGGUCAUCAGCUUGUGCAUCAGCACCAUGCCGGACCUCAGAGAGGAGGAGGACAGGGGCGAGUGUUCCUCCAAAUGCUACAACAUGUUCAUCAUAGAGACGGUCUGCGUGGCCUGGUUCUCCCUGGAGUUCAUCCUGCGCUUCAUUCAGGCCCGCAGCAAGUUGGACUUUCUCCGCGGGCCGCUCAACAUCAUCGACGCCAUGGCGAUCCUGCCCUACUACGUCUCGCUCGUGGUGAAAGAGGAGGACCCGGACAUGGAGCACGAGAGGCCAGGAGGAGGUAAGGGCUACUUAGACAAGCUGGGCCUGGUGUUGAGGAUCCUUCGGGCGCUGAGGAUUCUCUACGUGAUGCGGCUGGCGCGCCACUCUCUGGGCCUGCAGACGCUGGGGCUGACGGUCAGGCGCAGCACCCGCGAGUUUGGCCUUCUUUUGCUUUUCCUCUGUGUGGCCGUCACCCUGUUCUCCCCGCUGGUCCACUUAGCUGAAAGUGAGCUCACGGGCGCCCACGACUUCAGCAGCAUCCCCGCCUCCUACUGGUGGGCCAUCAUCUCCAUGACGACAGUAGGCUACGGCGACAUGGUGCCGAGGUCCAUACCGGGACAGGUGGUGGCGCUGAGCAGCAUCCUCAGCGGCAUCCUCAUCAUGGCCUUCCCCGCUACCUCCAUCUUCCACAUGUUCUCGCGCUCCUACCAGGAGCUCAAGAUGGAGCACGACCGGUUGUUCAAAGAGGAGUGCGCGGCUGCUGCGGCUGCUGCAGCCACGGGGGAGCUGCAGGAGGCCGGAGGUGAAGGAGGGAGGGAGGACUCAGCUCCGCCCGGACUGGGAUUACGUCUGGACAAGGACAGCGUGCACUCUCUGGAGUCCCUGGCUCUGCUCGGGAAAGGUGGCGAGGCUGCAGGAAAUAAUAACCACAGCCUUCCCGCUGCAGCUUUUUGAACAGUAUUUACACUGACUGACUGACUCAAUCCUAAACUUCCAAGAAGAUAUGAGUCCACCAAUCUCUGUGUUGCAUACAGUUCAAAGUACUGCAAAGUGACGGCUGCAACAAAGGCUUCACUAUCCACGACGUUCUGACGGCAUCUGUGCCGCGUUGGAUAAAAAGAGAUUGAACUAAAAAGCAUUUCUUUUCCUCGUCAUUAAUAAGGAGUACACGUGCGCGCAUUGCAGACUGAAGGACACAAAACCCUUUAAAUUGGACGGUCCGUUUCGUCGGACCAGAACGCCUCGGCAGCAAUAUUAGUAACAGCUGCUUCCAUAAACAUGCAAUAUUCAAUCCAAAGUUGCUGUUCCUUCCACUGUGAGAAUACUUAUAAGCCUGACUGCAACUUUUAGUUUCAUUCUCAUUACUUUUUAAUAAGUUGCCUACAGUAUGAUCGCAGACGUGUGUCAUACUGUAUACUCUACUUUUCUGCCAUGAAUUCAAAGAAGUGCUCCUCUUAGUUUAUUUUUGAGAAGCUUAAAGCCAUGUUCUGAGAAGAAAUAUAGACAAACUCAUAGUUUUACCUAUAUCUACUGUAUAUCGAUCUCUCUCUCUCUCAUGUAUAUUUGUAUGCUUGGACUUAACGAAGCGAUGAUUUCUCUGAUCUCUACUGUACACUCCAGGUAAACUGUGUUGAAAUAUUGCAGAAUCAUCCAAAUUGUUUUUUGUUUUUUUGUUUUUUUUAAACCAAUGAGGAAAUGAAAGGAUGGAGAGAAAGAAGGGAGUGUUUGUUUUGGAGAGGGAGGGUGUGCGAGUGAAAGAGAGUGAACGCUAACAACCAUGAAAUGUACUUUGCAACGCUCCAAAUAAAAGCUCUCCUAGUAAUCUGAGAGAAAUCCA